UUUAUCAUAAGUAUUGUGUGCCGUCUGGGAUGUAUAUGGUAAACACAUUCUAUAUGUUAAUUAGAUAUUACUAAGUGCGUUCCACUUAACGUUUGCAACGAUCGCGAAAUCAUUUUAUCCUUGUUGUAUGAAAUAUUAAACAAAGACACUCACGAGCGUUAUGAGCAUUAAAUGGAACACAUUAUAACUCCUCUUUAUACAAGGUAUCUGCACAGAACUGCCAGAUUCGACGAUUUUUUCAAUUGAGCUUCUACUACUGGUUGUAAAAUGUCAUAUAAAAUGCAAUAUGGGAUUUUUUUAUCAACACGUACAGUAAAUUAUUGAUUGUAAUGGAAGAAGCAAUUAAAGCAUGUAUAGAGGUAACAAUACUGUGAUACAGCAAACCUCUAUUGUCAAGGACUAUUGCCUGGUUUGAGACCAACGUCUCGAGGCGAUUGCUCGUAGCGCCAGCGCAUGCACUACAACUAGUUACAUUUUAGAGAUUACAGAAACCAAUUAAACGUUUCAUAUCUUUACUAGAAAGACAUUAACUUGUGUGUUUCUGUAUAUUUUGUUUCCCCUUCCAUUGCAAUCAGCAGUCUAUUCUACACGUCAAUAUAUUUUCCUGUCUCUACUACUGAUCAUGAAGGCUGCGUAUUCUUUGGCGCUUACAAUGCUUGUAGGCAUUAUUUAUCUUUAUUUAAUAUUUUAUGAACAAUAAAGAUGUAAUAGUGCUUAGCCUUGUGAAUGUUAAAUUAAAGGAAUCACAAAAAUUACACAAUGUAAUGGAGCAAAUGCUAAAAUGCAUUAAAAAUAAAGAUGACAAAUGUAAAGUACCACAGAAACCCGCUUUAUUGCCUAUUGCAACAGUGGAAGAGAUGGUGGAAUUUGAAAACGUUAACGAAAAAACGUAUAAAGAAGUGGUAAGCUAUUUUCAUCAUGUGGGAGGCUUUACUCUUAAAGAAGAUAUUAAUUUGUGCUUCAAAGAAGCUGUGAAAGAUUGCGUGACAGUAAAAUAUACUUGGUUUGGCCGUAAAGAAGGCGUGCAUCCAUUAUACAAUACACGUAUAAUAAUGGCGAUAUAUGAUUCUGUGUGUUAUAAUAAUUAUUUUUGUAAGCCGAGUAGAGCUGAAUUUCAAAAUAUAACGAGAGAAGCUUUGCGUUCAGCCAAACAGCGGCAUCGCACAAGUAUUCGCAUAUUGCGUAACCGACAGCGACAACCUAGAACAGCUCGACAUUUUUGGGAUGAUGCAUAUGAAAAUGAACAAGUCAAUGCUGUAGAAUCCAAUAUUGCAGAAGUUGAAAAUGAGGAGGAAUCAUAGAUAUUUAAAAGUGAGUCGUUUAAAUCUACGUAAAAAUUUGUUAUAUAUAUAUAUAUAUAUUACUAUUAAAAUUUUUACUA
Molecule: messenger RNA, 1381 nt
Organism: Monomorium pharaonis (pharaoh ant)
Lineage: Eukaryota; Metazoa; Arthropoda; Insecta; Hymenoptera; Formicidae
Exons: 5
Coding region: 690-1301 (203 amino acids)
Source: RefSeq, a predicted model, not a curated record